This is a messenger RNA of Epinephelus moara (kelp grouper), 2782 nucleotides long. It is a transcript of the gene tmem267, whose product is annotated as transmembrane protein 267. Lineage: Eukaryota; Metazoa; Chordata; Actinopteri; Perciformes; Serranidae. The transcript is spliced from 3 exons. The coding region runs from base 123 to 866 and encodes 247 amino acids. The record is from RefSeq and is a predicted model, not a curated record.
ACUACUACCACAAAGCACCGCAGAAGAAGACACAUUACUGGCGGUUGGAUUACUAGUGCAGUGCAAUGGGUCUACCUGACUCCUGCUGACCCUAAGAUCGGCCCCCACAGCCAUCUGUCAACAUGCAAGGAUUCUACUCCAAGCUCGACUCCUCCCCCUCCUCGUCCCCGUUACUGGGGGUGGGCCUCGGGGGAGACGGUGCUCCCGUGCCCCUCAGCCUGGCUGUGGAGACAGAGAAAGCUCAGGCCCUCCUACAGACGUUCAGCUCCGCCUCUCUGCUGGCGUCUGCAGGACUCGGUAUGUUCUGCGUAGUGGCGGACCACACCCUCCAGCUGUCCGUCAUCCAGAACCACCUGUGGCUGCGUGCUGCCUUGGACAACGCCACGCAUGGAUUGGUGGGGCUGUGGUCGUGGGCAGUUGUUAUUGGACUAAGGAAAAAGAGCGAUCUGUACGAGGUGCUGCUCGCCGGUCUUCUGGCGUCAAUCAUAGACCUGGACCACUUCUACAUGGCUGGAUCCCUGUCACUCAAGGCUGCUGUCUCACUCCCUCAGCGUCCUCCUCUCCACUGCUCCUCUCUCAUCCCCAUCCUCUGCCUCUCCCUACGCUUCCUCAUGUGGAUCGGACGCCUCAAAGACGCUUGGUGCUCCUUGCCGUGGAUGCUUUUCAUCUCCAUGGCCACGCACCACGUCCGGGAUGCCGUGCGCCACGGCCUGUGGGUGUGCCCGUUCGGCAACACAGCCCCGCUCCCCUACUGGCUGUACGUCAGCACCACGGCAACGCUUCCUCACCUGUGUUCGGUGCUCAUGUAUCUGACAGGAACCAGAGACGUGAUCUCCACCAAACAUGGGGUGGCCAUCGAUGUUUAGAAGUCAGCGACUCACCAGCGACACCUAGUGCUGAUCUGGUAUGGAUUGCCUCUGGGCAAAGAUGUUCCACGCUGUUUGAGACAACUUUAGAUACUUGAAAUCACUGGAGGAAACAUUUGUGGCACUGGAAGCUGUCACUGUAUGAUAAUGAGGGAGAAAGGUACAGUUUAGGUUGGAUGGAAACAUCUGUAAAAUACAUGUAAGCUUUUUAAGAAAGGAACGUUCCAGUGUAAGUGCCAAUCAUGGACUUUUUUCUGAGAUUUUUUUCCUGGUGUUUUGGAAAUGUAUCCGAAUCCUGUUGACUUAUCUCAAGAGUGAUGCUUAUCUCUAAUAACUGUCGUAAGUGUUUAGGGAUCGACUCUUUAAAGCUUUGACAUAUCGUUUUGCAGAGGCUCGCCUGCUGUCUGUUGACCUAUCCAAACCCUGAUAAGGGACCUGAGACUUCACGUCAUCUCUUGGCCUCUGAACUCUUAACUAACCUGAACUUUGACUAUCUGUCCUCAUCCUAAGAAGGAACACUCAAGGAAAAGUCAACCAAAGGUCCACCACAGGCUGUACGACACUGACAUCAUGUUAUUACCAGUGUCACCUUCACCCUCAGUGUGUCCAGCAGUAUAUUACCACUGUUAUUCCACUGCUCAUCUGCCAUAGUAGUGAAGUGUAAUGUGUCGUGCAUUCAUUGUAGAGUAAGUAGUAAAUCUAGCACAUUGCAGUAACAGCUCCAUUAUUAAUCACCCCUAAACACAUAUUAUCUUUUGCUGUAACAACCAGAAGCAUCACCUCUCUGACACUUCAGCUGCGUACGUUUUGCGGCUUGGAUGAGCCAAUCACAAAUAACCUACACAUGCCACUUUUUUUACAGCGGCAAUUUUGACCCUACAGUAAACCUGGUUUAACUGUUGCCAUAAAAGUUUGGAUUAGCUGCUCAGACACAGAUGUUAGUUUAAUCUAAAGCAUGAGGGGCCAGAUGCAUAAAUGAUGUGUAGGUUCUCCAUCAACACUCAAAGAGACACAGAGCUGCUCCUCUGUUUAAUCUGUUCAUUAGUCUACAGUAUGUUGCACAUGCUACACUAAAUCAGUCUGUGAGAUGAAUUAAAUUACCACAGUAGCACACGUACAAUACUGUGGGCCGAUUUUUGCGUUUCCGUUGUCAGUUUAGACGCGGCGCACUGCGUCGAGCUGCGCCGGAGAUGGACCUUCUCUGGAGUAGGUCCACAAGCCAGGUUGCCCACCCUCAAGGUAGCGAUGACAUCUUGUCGACCGUACCGAACCCCCCCAUGUUCCCCCAUCUACCCCUCAAACAAGCGUGUGUGUUGUGAGACUCUCCUCACCUCUGUCUGCAGGACACCAGAGAGAAAGGUGUUUUUAAAUCUCUCUGUGUUCAGCUCUCAGGACUUUUGUAGCAUCUAACUGAAUCUCUGUGGUUUGCAGUUUAGUUUCUCUCCUGCGUCCUGUUUUUACUUUAAAUAUCUGCUUUAUUUCACUGUUUCAUGUUCGCUAUCAGCCGUAUUAGAAGUUGUGUGAAGUUGCUGCUCAAAAACCCAAUAUUUACUUAUUUUGCUGCUUCAAAACAAAAGUUUUUACAUAACCAAAUAACGGGGGACUUAAUUGUGAAGAAUCUGUAGGAAAUGAAAUGUGUUUAUCACUGAAUUAGCAGCUUUUCUUGAAUAAAGGCAAGUCAUAUAAUAGGGCAGGGAGGAAGAGUGAAGGCAUAAAAACAGCCACAGUGAGAUGCUGACGAAGAGCUGCAGACAACAGGCUCUUACUGCACCUCUGCAAACAGCUCACCUCCAACAGGUAAACUUCUUUUCCUGCCCUGCUGUGUAAAAAGGACUUCAGCCUGGAUCAGCUUGUGACUGAACAUGUAGCCCACUUUGAAAAUACCAGGAUAUGAAUUUUUGUCCAUAUCGCCCAGC